Molecule: messenger RNA, 1421 nt
Organism: Populus euphratica (Euphrates poplar)
Lineage: Eukaryota; Viridiplantae; Streptophyta; Magnoliopsida; Malpighiales; Salicaceae
Product: protein ULTRAPETALA 1-like
Exons: 3
Coding region: 523-1230 (235 amino acids)
Cellular component (GO): cytosol; nucleus
Molecular function (GO): DNA binding
Source: RefSeq, a predicted model, not a curated record
GCUGACCCCAAAUCUCUCUCUCUUCUCUCUCUCUAUAUAUAUUUAUUUUCUUCUCUCGUGUCAUGUCAUGCAACAAGGAAGGUUAGCAUUAGGAAAUAGCACUCAUUCUAGCACAUAAAAAGGGAUUUUUAACCUUGCCUCUCUCUCUCACACACACCCCGACGAACCUUUAGCUAGCUCAUUCUCUCUCUGUCCAAAAUCACCACACAACAACGACCUCCGCUCAUCGCUAUUUAUCUGAUGACACUUUCAACGUUUUCUCCACCAGAUCUCUUGGAGACUCGGGUUUCUUAAGAAAGCCUGAGACUUUCUCUCUCUUUUUUUAGCCUUUUUGAACCUUGUGGUUUUGUGGGGUUUUGUUAUUAUUAUCAAUACCCAUCACUCAAAAUCCUAUAUCUUUUUUUUUAUUAUUAUUAUUAUUUCUUUGGUGUUUUUGGCUUAAAGAUCUCAUUUUGGCAUCUGGGUUUUGGUUGUUUUUUCGAGAGGAGGAGAAGAGGGAGAGUUUUUGAAAGGGGGGCAAACAUGGCUAAUGGGGUUGAGAGAGAGCUGGCGGUGUUGUUUAGUGAAGAAGAGUUGAGAGAGAUGAGUGGGGUCAAGAGAGGUGAAGAGUACAUAGAAGUGACGUGUGGGUGUACCAGCCAUAGAUAUGGCGAUGCUGUUGGUAGGCUUAGGGGUUUUAUCAAUGGUGAACUUGAAAUCACAUGUGAAUGCACUCCUGGUUGCGAUGAAGAUACGAUGACUCCUGCUGCAUUUGAAAAGCACUCUGGAAGAGAGACAGCUAGAAAAUGGAAGAACAAUGUCUGGGUCAUAGUUAAUGGGGAGAAGGUUCCAUUGUCAAAGACUGUGUUGCUCAAAUACUACAAUCAGGCCUCAAAAAAUGGCAAUGGAUCCCACAGGUCAAAUAAUGGACGAGUUUGUCACCGUGAUGAGUUUGUUCGCUGUAGUGAAUGUAAUAAGGAACGCAGGUUCCGAUUACGGACCAAAGAGGAGUGUCAGAUUCACCAUGAUGCUUUGGCUGAUGCGAACUGGAAAUGUGCUGAUAUGCCUUUUGACAAAAUAACAUGUGAUGAUGAUGAAGAACGAGCAAGUCGAAGGGUAUACAGAGGUUGCACCCGUUCUCCAACAUGCAAGGGCUGCACUUCCUGUGUGUGCUUUGGGUGUGAGAUCUGUCGUUUCCCAGAUUGCAGCUGCCAAACCUGCACUGACUUCACCAGGAAUGCAAAAGUUUGAGUUCAAAACAAUGAUGCUUUAGCAGUCCUGAUAUCCCCCUUUUAUUUGGCGCCUUUCCAUGGCAUUGUUGAGUAACAUUUUCUCAUGUUGAACUUGAAAUUCCAGUCUGUGAGUUAGGCAUUCGUUGUUCUCAUUGGCUGGUAUAGAACUUCAAAAUUUAGCAAUUUAUCUCAUUUAUUUUUUCUUUUACA